AUGCCAGAAAGCCCUUUCACCGAUUCCAGCUACUCCAAUAGUGGCAGUGACAUGGAACAGUACGUUAUGUCGCUCCGACAGGCUGUUUACAACAGGCCAGAAGGGAAUUCUGAACGUUCUAGUCACCUUUAUGAGCUCAGCAGUCUUCUUCGCCAGCAUUAUGUGGCUUCAAAUGGAGAACAAAACCCUGAACAGGCUCUUUUGGUUGCUCGAGAAGCAGUUGAGAUCAUCCCCAAUGACAGCCCGAUGGCUGCAAAGUACUUAAAUAGUCUGGGUCGUUUGCUGCUUCAUAAGUUCGACUUCAUGGGAGACCCAAGAGACCUUGAUGAGGCUAUUCAAAUUUUCAGGCAGUGUGUUGCUCAAUCGAAAGAAGUGGACCCAUCUUGGCCCCAAUGGUUGACGGACCUCGGAGAUAGCAUCUAUGCUCGACAUAACCUUACAGGAUCACUGCCAGAUCUGGAGGAGGCCAUUGAGCUGGCGAGAAGAGCACUCGGAGACACAGCAGAGAAUGAUCCAGAAGCUAUAGACCUUACGAUCGACCUUGUGGUCCGGCUUCGUACCCAAAACAAGCGAACAGGGUCUAUCUUUGCUUCGGAAGAGGCCGUUGAGAUGGCUCAAAGAAUACUCGAAUCAUGCCCAGAGAACAACCCGUCCCGCAGUACAUUACUGCAUUUACUCGCUGGUAGCUUUUCAGAUCGAUAUGUCCUUAACGGUGUCAUGGAUGACCUCAAUCAACAUAUCGUGGUAACGCGACUUGCAGGCUUAGCUGUCGGCCUCAGUGAUAGGUAUGCAAGGACUGGAGCCCUGGGUGAUCUCUCAGAAGCUAUCAGGAUAGCGACGGUGGCGUUUGAACAGACUGAAGAGGGUUCUGAUGAUUGGGCAACGCGUGCUUGCAAUUUGUCGGGAUACCUUCUGACAUUGUAUCAGAGAACUGGAGACCGGCUGGACCUUGACACAGCAACUGCAUUGGCAAGAGGUUCAGUGGACUUGACACCGGCCAGCAAUGCUCUGAGGCACAUACGUCUUGGAAACCUGACAGCUUGUCUCAUUGCUCGUUUCGAUAGCACAGGCUCCUUGGAACACCUCGAGGAAUGUGUGAAAAUGGGCCAAGAGGCCAAAGAAGCUACCCCUAAGGAACACGUUGAGUGGCCGGCGCGGCUACAUGACUUGGGAGCCAUCAUGCAGAGAAAAUAUCAGAUGACGGAAGAUCUCGAAGAUCUCGACGAGGUUAUUGGCUUGACUCAGCAAGCACUGCUUGCUCUAGGGCCAAACCAUCCACAACAGGCUGAUACCAUGUCGCUGAUCGCAUUGUUCUUUGCAAAGCGAUACGGAGAGACAGAGUCACCCGAAGAUCUUCAGCGAACAGAGUUGUUCUACAGAGCUGCUCUCUUUCAAACACAAUCGCCAAUCGUAACGCGCAUCGAGGCGGGUGUGAAACUAAUCUCAGUUUGCAUGGUCCAGCGAAACAUGGAGAAAGCUUACGAAGACGCCAAAUACGUUGUGGAUCUCAUCCCGCAAAUGGCUGUACGGUCACUGGAGAGCUCCGACAAGCAGGACCUUUUGCUUAAGAUAGGCGGCGUGUCAUCUGAGGCGGCUGGUCUAGCACUCCAUCUGGAUCAAGACCCGUUGGUGGCAUUGAGUCUUUUAGAGAAGGGUCGUGGCAUAUUUGCUCUAUCUCUGGAUGAGAUACGUGCGGAUAUAAAUGCCUUGGAACAGCAAUGCCCUGAUCUAGCAAGCAAGUUUGUUUUGCUUCGCGAACAGCUCUCGGCCUCUACUUCGUCAGGAAAGACGCUGGAUACCGAGGAUCCUGAAUGGAAUGUUGACGAGAGUCGACGUCACGAGGCAGGCGAUGAAUUUGAAAGUUUGCUUGGAGAAAUCCGGCAGCAAUCAGGCUUUGAGACCUUUCUGCUACCUCCCUCAGAAUCUGAGAUCCGAUUUGCGGCGGAGCGUGGCUCUAUCGUUAUUAUCAACACGAGCAUGCUACGUUGCGAUGCGAUCUUGGUCGAGAGCCACCAGAUCACGUCUGUGCCUCUGACUGACUUUGACCGCCGCGACAUGAUUGAGUAUGUCAAAAACGGCACAUUCAAAAGUGAUGAAUCUCUUCAAUGGCUAUGGGACUGUGUUGCAAAUCCUGUAUUGAACACGUUGGGAUUUGAUAAAUCCCCUCCUGAGGGAGAUUGGCCUCAUGUUUGGUGGAUCAUGACAGGACUUCUGAACAAAUUUCCUAUUCACGCUGCCGGCUACCACUUGAAAGGAUCUUCCGAGACCGUCAUUGAUAGAGUCAUCUCCUCUUAUCAUGGCUCCAUACAAUCAAUCAUCCGUAGUAGGAAGCGACCUACUUCGGCUACGACCCAGACAAAUGCACUGCUCGUUGCAAUGGAAGCCACUCCUGGGAGCUCGAAACUCCCCUUCGCAACCGCAGAAAUAGCAGCUAUCCGUGGUAUAUGCAAGUCAAUGUUUAUCGAGCCAGAUGAGCCUGACCCAAGCAGGGAUAACAUUCUAUCAAGCCUGCUGGAAUGCGGGAUAUUCCACUUCGCAGGUCAUGCCCGCACAGAUCCUGAAGAUGCAAUCGGAAGCUAUCUCUGUUUAGAUGGAGAAAGGGGAAAAUGCUUAACGGUGUUGGACCUGUUAGACGUAAAUCUGCAGAGCCGCUCCCCUUUUCUUGCUUAUCUAUCUGCCUGUGGGACGGGCCGUAUUGAUCAUAAUGACCUGGCGGACGAAGGAAUCCACCUCAUAAAUGGGUUUCAUACAGCUGGCUUUCGCCAUGUCAUUGGGACUUUAUGGGAAGUCAAGGAUGAAAUCUGUGUAGACAUGGCUAGGAUCACAUACGAAGGAAUGAUGCAAAAUGGCAUGGCAGAUGAAGCGGUCUCUCGUGGACUUCAUGAAGCUUCCAAAGGGCUUCGAGAUCGCUGCUUGACUAUGGCUGGGACUCAUCACCGGAUAAGUGGAAGCUUACAGGUAAGAGCUGGUGAAAAUCAGACGGGCGAUGGCGAUGAGUUUGGAGGGAGAGGUCUUGUCGGGUUUUCGAGGGAUAUUGUAACUUGCGACGAGGAGCCUGUUUAUCCGCCAUGGAUUCCGUAUAUUCACUAUGGGGUCUGA
Molecule: messenger RNA, 3099 nt
Organism: Fusarium fujikuroi IMI 58289
Lineage: Eukaryota; Fungi; Ascomycota; Sordariomycetes; Hypocreales; Nectriaceae
Exons: 2
Coding region: 1-3099 (1032 amino acids)
Molecular function (GO): protein binding
Source: RefSeq, a predicted model, not a curated record